GUGUUGGACCCAGUAGGGUACGUGAUAUGUUUGCUAUGGCCCGAAAGCAUGCCCCUUGCAUUUUGUUUAUUGAUGAAAUUGAUGCCGUUGGCCGUAAAAGAGGUGGUCGCAGCUUUGGAGGCCACUCUGAGCAAGAGAACACAUUGAACCAGCUUCUUGUUGAAAUGGAUGGCUUCAACACCACCACAAAUGUUGUAGUUCUGGCUGCUACCAAUCGUGUUGAUAUCCUGGAC
Molecule: messenger RNA, 233 nt
Organism: Gryllus bimaculatus (two-spotted cricket)
Lineage: Eukaryota; Metazoa; Arthropoda; Insecta; Orthoptera; Gryllidae
Source: the annotation of a GenBank genome assembly